UUUGAGUUCUUUUGAAUUCAUUGCAGGCUACUGUGGUGGGUUUGCAUACCUUCUCGGGAUUUUGAAGUACACCGCCCAUCAGAACUGUUCUCUGAGAUUGCAAACUUUAAAAAGGAAAGAAAGUGGCAGACUAUUCCAGUCACCCUGACCAAGGGCUUCAAACAGUGGUAUAAUGACACUGUGUUUGGCAGUGUUAAAAUCUGAGUUCCAAUAUGGAACAGAAGCACUGUAUCCAGCACUUAUAGAUGGCAGAAGUGAAGUCCAUGUUCCGGGAAGUCCUUCCAAAACAAGGACAGUUGUCUGUGGAAGAUGUAACCACAAUGGUGCUGUGUAAACCCAAGCUUUUACCCCUAAAAUCUUUGACUUUGGAAAAACUGGAGAAAAUGCAGCAAGCAGCACAGGAUACAAUCCGCCAACAAGAAAUGGCAGAGAAAGAAGACCGGCAAAUAGCCCACUGACCAGGGGACAACCCCUCCCCCCCCUCCUACCUGUUCACGAGCUAGAACCACUCUACAGCAAGCUACAGGCCGAAAACACCUAUCAAACUAGACAUUGGUAAUUCUAAAAUACAAAGUUUGGGAACUCGAAACAUUGGUUUGUGUUAAAAAGAAAAACUUUGAGCCAAGUUUUUUGGAUUUUGAAAAAGCUUUUAAAAUUGUAAAUUACCUAUUGUUAUGAAUGUAAGAAAUUAAAUGUAUCUUUUAUGGGUGAAGGAUUUCUUCAUGUUUAUUAGACACCUAAACCUGAAAAUAAACUCUUAUUAUUGAAUGUAUUGUUGGGCUUAUACAUUACCCCAAAACAAACUUAACCAGUUAUGUACCAUGUCAUGUUUAAUGUGUGUAGGCUGACCAUAACAACAGCAGUAAUAAACAAAUCUGGUUUCUUAAACAAAUUUCUUUUUUUUUUCCUUUUUUGUUUAUUUUGCAAGACAGGGUUUCUCUGUGUAACCACUGUGGCUGUCUUGGAACUCACUUUGUAGACCAGGCUGGCCUCAAACUCACAGAGACCUGCCUGCCUCUGCCUCCCGAGUGCUGGGAAUAAAGACAUGAGCACCACCACUGCCCAGUAACAAAUUUGAUUCUUAAAAAAACCUCAAGCUAUUCUGGAGUCAGCUAAGCUUUUGAUUACACUAAUUUUAAGACAUAAAGAAAAACCUGUUACUUGAGUACCAAAUACAAAAACUAGAAAUGUUUAUUAUAGCCAUCACAGUAAUAAACCCAAGCAAUAUCAGCUUAAAAGAAAGAGCCCAUGAAGCAUGAACAACAGAGGGUUUUCUUUCUAAAAGACUACACCUAGCACUGGAACCAAGAAACUAUUGUAAAAAUUAUAAAUGUAAUGCUUUACUGCAGUCACUAGACAAGUUCAGUUACCACAGACCUUAAAACCUUGCUAAGUAAUUAGCCUUUAUAAAAGAGGCUAGAAAUAUGGCCGUCUGGCUCCUUAAAGUCAUUUAUUGGUGAUUACAUUUAUUGGUAUUUGGAUAAUGUAAAGCUUUAAGUACUUGUAGAGUACUUUUUUAAACAUGUUAACAGACCUUAAGGAUAAGAGUGGUUUAUAUACUGGACAAAUUUCAUUAAACUCCAGUUCCAUACACAAAAGAUUAAAGUGUGCAUAUACUUCCCUAGUAUAAACUUAAAAGGCUCUUUUUCAACUAUUGCACUGAUUUAAGGUUUUUAUGUGUCAGUGUGUAUGCCAUCCAUGUGCAGGUGGCCACAGAAGCCACAAGAUUUGAUCCCCUAGAGACUUCAAAUUACUGGCGGCUGUGUGCUGCCCACUGUGGGUGCAUAGGAACCCACCUUGGGUCCUGUAAAGCACAGCAUGUGCUCACUACUGCUUACCAGUCUCUCUAGUCCUGUUUUAUUUCUUUUAAUUAAAAUUUGAAGGUUAAAAAGAAGUUUGUAACAAUUUGAAUUCACCAAGCUCAAAUGUACUUGUUUUGAAAACCAGGCAUGGCGGUCUAUGCCUUUAUUCCCAGCACUCAGGACACUGAAUAGACACAGGAAAACUACCUGAGUUUGAGGACAACCUGGACUACCUCAAGUUACAAGGCCAGCCAGAGCUGCAUAACAAGGCACUGUCUCAAGAAACAGCAAAACAUUUUUGUGUUGUCUUGCCCUGUUGGGAUUGAACAAAAGGCCUAAUGAGGUUUAGAUGGAAAACCUAAAGGACGUUUUCGACAGACAAAAUAAAUGUACUCCAACUAAAGAA
Cricetulus griseus (Chinese hamster) is the source of this 2208-nucleotide messenger RNA. Lineage: Eukaryota; Metazoa; Chordata; Mammalia; Rodentia; Cricetidae. The record is from RefSeq and is a predicted model, not a curated record.